CUAUGACAAUCGUCUACGACCAGGAUUUGGAGGUGCUGUCACAGAAGUCAAAACAGACAUCUAUGUGACCAGCUUUGGGCCUGUGUCAGAUGUGGAGAUGGUGAGUACAUUGGGUACUUUUAUUUAGGAAGGAGAGCUGUAGCUUAGGACUAAUGAUUAUAGGUCUUGCCAUUCAUCUCAGCACAUAAUAUGUAUAUUUAUUUCCAAUGGGAAGAUGUGUAAACUAGAACAAAUUACUGGCUCUGCUAGGACACAAGCUAGUUUUUAAAAAAUUUUUCUUUCUAUUUGUCCUUUGGAAAAAAAAAGCCUCUCUUCCAUUCACAUAUUAUACAAUGACUAGUCCUACAAAGAGAAGAAUUUCUCCUUUUUUGUGAGGUCCUAGUAAAAUUAUUUGUUAAGAAAUUCUUUUUUAAAGCUUCUUGCCAUGUAAAAGUACCCUGCUAAGUAUGAUGUCAAGACAUACCCAUUGUUUGUUGUGCACCAUCCCCAGUGCAUUUUAUCCAAACAGUGAAGAAGUCUCUUGGAUAGGUUCAUGCUUUCCACCUUGUACAUUGCGGAUGCAUCAGUGGGUGUUCUGGAGACUCUGUUCCAGGUACAGAUGGCUGUAGGAUUCGUAAGAGGGUAUUUAUGGAAAGUGGCAACGAAAGCCGAAGUCGUCUUUCUGAACAAAGUGUAUCAUAUUCCUUCCCCGUUUUCAGGUAGUAUUUUUUUUCUCCCAAGGCUAAAAUACAAGCACCAAGACUGAAACUGUCAUAAAUGUCUUCAAAGAAGGAUGCCAUUGGCUUUUCUUGGGAAAUUUUAAUCCUGUAUAAAUAGUUGCUGGUAAACUUCUUUUAGAAAGGAUAUGAGAAGAUGAAAUAAGUAAAGAAUAGGUGGAUAAAAAGGAAAGGAAAUGGUAGCUAGCAGGAAAAACAAAAGGAAGAAUGGAGAAAAAGAGGGAGGGAACGAGAGAAAGAGGAAGGGAGAGAAAGAUGGAGAACGGAAUGGAGAAAAGGAGGAGAUACAGAUGAGGGGCAGAGAGUGGGGAAGGGGCUUUUUUGAGAAAUAAAAACUUUAAGAUUUGGAAAAGGAGAGUGGGUACAGGAUACUUGUUAUCUUAGUGUCAUUUUUCCCCUUCCAGUUCUGCUUUAUUUCCAGAAACCAAGUAUUGCAGAAACUUGGUGCUACAAUGCUCUAGUCUGGAUUUACUUGACUUUCAUUUUGAUCAUGUGUCUCUUCCUAGAGUACUUUUGUGUAAUAGCAUCCUUUUGUUGCAUGGUUUAUGAUUGUAUAGAUUUUAUACUCUGUAUUAAAAUUUGCUUUUAAAAUUUAAUCAUUAUUUAUAGAAAUAAGUAUUAUAUGGUAGGCAAAAAUCAUUGGCAAUACUUCAAAAUAAUGGUAAGGCUUUUGUCAUUGACUUCUGUGAUAGCCUCAUAAUUAUCUUUUAAAAAUUAACAUUAUCCCAUAAAGCCAUGGUUUAAAAAUCAAAAUGUGGUAUUUAUAUCAAAUAUUUUAUUUUUUGUUUAAAAUCAUCUUGGUAGCAUCUGCUUGUAUGUUCUCUAACAACAACAUCAGAAAUCCAUAGUAUGUGAUCUUAAUUUGUUAGUCAAUGAAUGUUUAUAUUGUUGGAACUGUACUGAAUGGGAGUAUUGCCCUCUGAACCUACUGUGAAGGAGUAUACAAUGGAUGUUUUCUUCCGCCAGACUUGGACUGAUGAGAGACUGAAGUUUAAGGGUCCUGCUGAGAUUCUGAGCUUAAAUAACUUGAUGGUUAGUAAGAUCUGGACUCCUGACACUUUUUUUAGAAAUGGGAAAAAGUCAAUUGCUCACAACAUGACCACCCCUAACAAGCUCUUUCGAUUAAUGCAGAACGGAACAAUUCUGUACACCAUGAGACUUACCAUCAAUGCGGAUUGUCCCAUGAGGCUGGUUAACUUUCCUAUGGAUGGGCACGCUUGUCCACUCAAAUUUGGGAGCUAUGCUUACCCUAAAAGUGAAAUCAUAUAUACAUGGAAAAAAGGACCACUUUACUCGGUAGAAGUCCCAGAGGAAUCUUCCAGCCUCCUCCAGUACGAUUUGAUUGGGCAAACAGUUUCUAGCGAGACAAUUAAAUCUAACACAGGUGAAUAUGUAAUAAUGACAGUCUAUUUCCACUUACAAAGGAAGAUGGGCUACUUCAUGAUCCAGAUAUACACUCCAUGCAUUAUGACAGUCAUUCUUUCUCAGGUGUCUUUCUGGAUUAAUAAGGAGUCGGUUCCAGCAAGAACUGUCUUUGGAAUCACCACUGUUUUAACCAUGACUACCUUAAGCAUCAGUGCCCGGCACUCCCUGCCCAAAGUGUCCUAUGCAACUGCCAUGGAUUGGUUCAUAGCCGUGUGCUUUGCUUUUGUCUUUUCUGCUCUCAUUGAGUUCGCCGCUGUCAACUACUUCACCAAUCUCCAGUCACAGAAGGCUGAAAGGAAGGCACAGUCUGCGGCCCCGCCCCCUGUGGCAAUAUCAAAAGCCACGGAACCACGGGAAGCUGAGAUUGUUGUGCAUUCUGACUCCAAAUACUACCUGAAGAAGAGGAUCAGCUCCCUGACUUUGCCGAUAGUUCCAUCUCCUGAGGCCAGUAAAGUCCUCAGUAGAACACCUAUCUUACAAUCAACGCCUGUCACUCCCCCGGUGCUCUUACCAGCUGUUGGAGGCACCAGUAAAAUAGAUCAGUAUUCUCGAAUUCUCUUCCCAGUAGCAUUUGCAGGAUUCAACCUUGUGUACUGGAUAGUUUACCUUUCCAAAGACACAAUGGAAGUGAGCAGUACUGUUGAGUAGUUUGCAGUCAGGAUGCUGCAGUGUCUCGUUUUCCUCCCUGACAUCACACAAAUUAUUAAGAUUUGUGUAGAUAGUCUCAUUUCUGAUAUGAAGUGAAAACUGAAUAUCUGUAAUUCAUAAUGUGGAAUAAGCAUGUACAGGCCAAAAACAGUGAUGUUACUCUUCAAAAUUGAAAUUGGAAGGCUACUGAAAAUAUGGCUUUUCUAUACAAUAAAAUAGUUAGUAAUAAUAAUGUAUGCAGAUAAGGUAGAUUCAGGAUGAGUUUGCCAACCUUUAUUUUCAUUGUUCAAUAUUUUUAAUUGUCACUGUGAAUAAUAUUUCCCACAAGGCAGACAAACUCAGACACGCUAAAGCUUGCAUUAAAUUUGUUUAUUUUUGCUUAGUUUCUAUUCUAAAUAUUUAUUGUAUGUUUACUCAGCAUGCUGGAGGCCUUUAUGGUUUUACAAGAACUUUCAGUGGCAUUGGACAGCUUAUAUUGAGUUAGACAGUUCUUUUUAACCUUGCUGUGUUCUUUUACCUCAAUAAAAUGUGGCAUUAUAUACAUAUAAAUAAUACAUAGUUUAUAAAUUAUGUAUGCAUAUGUACAUAGCUUUUGUUAUGCUGCAAUACCGUUGCUGCUUCCCACUGAAUUCAUCUUUAAAAGUAUAUGCCUGCUAUAACACCAGGAAGUUUUAGGAAGGUCACUCUGUGUACUAUGACUGUAUAGUCUGAUUAUGGUUACCACACAUAUGUUCCACUUUCCUAAAUAUAAUAGUAAAUAAAACCAUAACAAGCCUG
This is a messenger RNA of Peromyscus leucopus (white-footed mouse), 3566 nucleotides long. RefSeq names its product gamma-aminobutyric acid type A receptor subunit alpha6 (gene Gabra6). Gene Ontology annotation, cellular component: postsynapse; neuron projection; GABA-A receptor complex. The transcript has 8 exons. The record is from RefSeq and is a predicted model, not a curated record. Gene Ontology annotation, biological process: chloride transport; gamma-aminobutyric acid signaling pathway; nervous system process. The coding region runs from base 1620 to 2789 and encodes 389 amino acids. Gene Ontology annotation, molecular function: transmitter-gated monoatomic ion channel activity involved in regulation of postsynaptic membrane potential; benzodiazepine receptor activity; inhibitory extracellular ligand-gated monoatomic ion channel activity. Lineage: Eukaryota; Metazoa; Chordata; Mammalia; Rodentia; Cricetidae.